CUCAACGCUCAGUUUCUGUGAACAAUUCUUUUUUUAGACAUACGACAUUAUUAGUGUAGCUGCCACGCGCUUGUGUUGACGUGUUAUCUCGGGCAAUCAUUCAUAGUUUACUGAUUAGCAAAAAUCACCAAUAAAAUUAGUCUAGACAAUGUUGCGUUUCAAACGAGAUCUGGAUGCGUCGUAUCCCCACGUGUGGGACCGCUGGGAAGCCUACGGGAAGACCUGGAUAAUCCAAGACUUACCUCCCGAGGACGAUGAGACCGCGCUCCAGAUGAUGGUGGAACAUUGGCUUCCUGAUGAACCUUUGAGCUUUAGUGCUGGCAUACUCGACGAUCCGGUUAGUUUAGAAUGCUUCAAACACAUGUGGAGAGAGUGUUUGUCCCAGCGCAUGAGUCUUGGUUGCUAUACAAUCGUCGAAGGCCAAAAAAAUCUAGUAGGGGCAAACGUGUGCAUGGUAAUGCAAAAGGAGGAUAAUGAUAAUAUACAGUUAGAAGGAAAGAGAGCUCUGAACGUAUACGGCGUUCUUUUACAUUUGGAAUCAAUGGCUGACCAGUAUGAGCACCUCGGAACGGAGAAAGUACUAGAUGCCUUUGGUCUGGUCGUACACAGGGACUACCGAGGAUGCCGGCUUGGAGGCAGAAUUUUAGCUGCUAGGGAGCCUCUAAGCAAGUCUAUAGGUGUGAAAGGAACAGUAUCAAUGUUCACUGGGCCGGCCUCACAGAAGUUAGCAAAGAACUGUGGGUUCACAACAAUCUCCAAAGCAACGUGGUCGGAACUAGCCGACGUUGGUCUUGACUUCCCGAGAGAGGACAAAGUGGUCAAAUACAUGAUCAAGAAGUUUAAAUGAAAAUAUUUCAGCAACCAAGUAUCAAGUACGACCGAGCAUUUAUUCAUAUGAAACCACCGAAACCAUAUUCCCUAAGGAUGGUUUUAGUGUCACGCGGACCGUCCGCUCCGCACGGCCAAUCUGUAUGAACUUCUAGGUUCGGCUACAGAUCGGCUGUGCGGAGCGAUCCGCACUGACAGUCCGCGUGACACUAAAACCAGCUUAAUAUUCCACUUAUGACACUGUAAAAUAAAACAAUGACAUUCAAUUUGAUAUUUUUUUCGUCUUCGGCACAUUUGCGAUUUUGGUUAAAGUACCUAAUAAUGUGCUCACAGUUUAUAUAGAUCGUUUCAUCUACGAAGACGCGUCCCACCAUUCUUCCGCUAAUGUCUGCGUGUUAUCGGUACACGCUAAAUUAUCCAUGAGUGCACACGCACACUACAUUAAUGACGCUUGGAUUGCUCGGAUCAAACUCCCCGCACCCCGCGCUUCCCUCGACCAAAAAUUGGUGGGGCGCGUCUUCGUGGAUGAAACGAUCUAUAGCUACCGAGGCAUACUAAAAUUUAUAUGUCAAAGGUAAUAUUAUAAGUCAGAAAUGUAAACCAUUUAAAAAUAAAAUAUUUAUUAAGU
Messenger RNA from Ostrinia nubilalis (European corn borer), 1456 nucleotides. RefSeq lists its product as uncharacterized. The record is from RefSeq and is a predicted model, not a curated record. Gene Ontology annotation, molecular function: N-acetyltransferase activity. Bases 149 to 847 code for a protein of 232 amino acids. The transcript has 5 exons. Lineage: Eukaryota; Metazoa; Arthropoda; Insecta; Lepidoptera; Crambidae.